AUGCCACCAAAGAAGAAAGAUAGAGAUAGUGAUAGUUCUAAGAGUCGGCCCACAGACCAGUACCAGGCCGAUCAUGAACUUUUCCUUAAUGCUUUUGAGAAACCAACUCAAAUUUAUAGGUUUCUGAGAACCAGAAACAUGAUCUCACCUAUAUUUUUAAAUAGAACUUUAACUUACAUGAAACAGAGAAUGUCAAGAGAUCAUAAAGGUAGAAAAAAUUUUAAAGUAAACAAUUUAUUAGGAAGGUUAAGAGAUAAAUGCCAGGGAAAUGAGUUAGACAAUGAAAAAAAAUUUUUGACUUUAACAUUUUUAGGUUUUUAUGACAAAACUUGUGCAUCAUAUGAUGAAUUUGUAAAAGUGGAAACUUCUGUAACAAAAAUUUCUCACAAGAAAAGAAAAGAUAGUUCUUCCCCUUUGGUAAAGUUAUUUGUUGGUACAAGUGAAGUGCCUGUUAAUCCUUCAGAGGAUCAUCCACCGUCCAAAGCACCAAUUAUGUCUAUUCCUUCAGAUUCAUUUAGUUCAACAAAUGGAAAUUUAAUUAAAUCUUACAUUUUAUAUUUAAAAGUAACUCACAAUGAAUCUAAUUACUAUAUAUCUGUUAAUGAUGAAUUAGAUUCUUUAGAAUCUGCCUCAAAGAGAUGCAGACUGUCAAAAGAUGAACCAAAAUAUUAUGGGUCUGAAUUAACUGUAUAUGAUAAACAUAAUCGUUGUUUACUCAUGACCGGUGAUUACGAACUAGGCCUUCAAGAAAUUCAAAAUUCGUCAAAGCUUUCUCCAAAAAAAAACAGUCAAUGGAUAACAAUGGAUAGUGUGGAAGAUGAAGCAUUUGAAGUAUUUAGUAAAGGUCCUAUGAUAAAAUUUAGAUUAGAUUGGACGUCGGAACCUAACAAUGGUUUCGUGGACCGACCAAAGCCGUUUAGGCCUAACGGCCAAGCUUUAGACGUAGGGGGAAAUAAAGAAAAUAGACCUGAUAAAUGCGUUCCUUCUGGUAAUUCAAAAGGAAAAGUGAAAACUGAACCACAAAGGCUGCAAAUAGUUUAUCAAUUUUUAUACAAUAAUAACAGCAGACAACAAACGGAAGCGUGCGAUGAUCUAAUAUGUCCGUGGUGUUCUCUUAAUUGCAUUACUCUUUAUUCUCUUUUAAAACAUUUGAAACUAUGUCAUUCUCGAUUUACAUUCACCUAUAACCAAAUACCCCAAGGAGCUAGAAUUGAUGUUGCUAUCAAUGAAUGCUACGAUGGAUCCUACACGGGAAGUCCGCAUGAUUUAAUAUCACAGCCUCCGGGAUAUGCGUUUUCCCGGAACGGACCCGUUCGACGAACAUCUGUUACCAAUAUACUUGUGUGUCGACCCAAAAGACAACGACCGAGCCUUUCUGAAUUUUUAGAAUUGGAAGAAAACGAUUUUGACGGGCAGAGGCCUUACAUUACCGGUCACAACAGGUUAUAUCAUCACACAACAACUUGCCUUCCUGUUUAUCCGAAAGAAAUGGACAUUGACUCAGAGGGAGAAAAUGAUCCUAAAUGGUUACAACAAAAGACUAUAAUGAUGAUCGAUGAUUUUACGGAUGUGAAUGAAGGUGAAAAAGAACUGAUGAAGUUGUGGAAUCUUCACGUAAUGAAACACGGUUAUGUUGGAGACUGUCAAAUUCCGUUAGCUUGUUUAAUGUUUCUCAAAGCGAAGGGAGACGAAUUGUUGAAAAAAAAUCUUUAUCGUAAUUUUGUACUACACGUAUGCAAUCUCUUCGAUUUCGGAUUGAUUAGUUCGCAAACUGUUUACAUGAUAAUUAGACAAGUUCAAGAUUUAAUUAAAAAAGAUCCUGAACAUUCUAGACUGUUAAAAAAGACUUGGAUGAAUCAAAGAAAAAAUUGGGUAGCAGCAGCUUUAGGAGAACAAAACAAUGUUGGAUCUCGACCUGUUGAAAAACAAGAAGAAAUUGUAAAAACUGAAAAAGUCGUAGAAGUAAAAGACGAGGAGGAGGGGGGUGUAAAUGUAAAUCACGUAAAAGAAGAGGCGGAAAAGGAGCUGGAAGAAAUAAUGAAUGAGAAAAAUGGAAAUGAUGAAGGAGAAGACAAACAUGAUUCAUGA
Pediculus humanus corporis (human body louse) is the source of this 2088-nucleotide messenger RNA. RefSeq names its product Polycomb protein Su, putative. The coding region runs from base 1 to 2088 and encodes 695 amino acids. Gene Ontology annotation, cellular component: nucleus; ESC/E(Z) complex. The transcript has 11 exons. The record is from RefSeq and is a predicted model, not a curated record. NCBI's taxonomy places the organism in Eukaryota, Metazoa, Arthropoda, Insecta, Psocodea, Pediculidae. Gene Ontology annotation, molecular function: chromatin DNA binding.